AUGGCUGAAGGUGAAGUAGUACAGAUCUUAACGAGUCAGCUAAACCAGUUAAUAAAUACUUUACACUCAUAUGACGUUGAUAAUGAAAAAUUACAAGCAAUAAUUGAUUUGAAAAGAUGGAAAAAAACGAUGUUAACAAUGAUCGAAAAUACAUUUGAAACAAAAAUGCAUGAAAUUGAGACUAUAACAAACGAUUUAAAAAAUGAAUUAAAUAAAUUUAAAGAAACAAAAACUGAUGAAAUAAAUAAACUACAAAAAACCAUUGAUCAAUUACGUAACAAUCAUAAACAAAAUGAGGCAACUGUUCAACAUAUUCAUGCUGAUUUAGAAUCAUUGACAAGAGAAAUAGAAUCUUUUAGAUGCGACGUUGUUAUUCGAUCAAUUACGGAAGAUGAAAACUUUGACACAUCAAUUAACGUUAUUAAACCAGUUAAUGUCGGCUGUGAUGUUAAAGAUAAAGAAUUAAAAAAUGAUUUGGAAACCAAAGACAAACGAAUAGUGAGUAAAGUUGUUACGAAUGGAAGUCAUUUGGCUAUAGGUUUAGCUAAAACAUUAGUGACUCACUGUACAACUACAGCAGUAGGCACAAGUACUCUAGCUGCAGCAAGUAUGGCAAAAACGGCAGCGGUCGCAACAGUAUGUGGAGUAGGUGUUGCAGCUAUAGGCCUCGGAAAAGUAGCGGCUCGAACAACUCGAGGAGUAAUGUCUUUGCUUGGCGGUGAUGGUGACAACUAA
Molecule: messenger RNA, 735 nt
Organism: Didymodactylos carnosus
Lineage: Eukaryota; Metazoa; Rotifera; Eurotatoria; Philodinida; Philodinidae
Source: the annotation of a GenBank genome assembly